This is a messenger RNA of Hyalella azteca, 381 nucleotides long. RefSeq names its product energy-dependent translational throttle protein EttA-like. Gene Ontology annotation, molecular function: ATP binding; ATP hydrolysis activity. The transcript is spliced from 3 exons. Bases 73 to 381 code for a protein of 102 amino acids. Lineage: Eukaryota; Metazoa; Arthropoda; Malacostraca; Amphipoda; Hyalellidae. The record is from RefSeq and is a predicted model, not a curated record.
AGGCGAUGGACGCAUGUGAUUUGCCGGCGUUCAACCAAUAAGGUUCAACCAGACGCUAGCAACGGUUGCCCGAUGUUGCCAAGUGAAGACUUAACCGAUCAAUCAGACACCGACACCGAUCCAGAAGAUGCAGGAGUUGAACGCGAGAGGAAAAGAGCGGAAGCUGGUGACGAGGAUUUGGCUUUACGGGUAGUGGGUCUCAGCCAGCAGCACGCCAGCCGCAUGGCUGACCGGCUGGCUCUGGAGGACCUUAACCUGGCGGUCACUAAGGGCGAGGUAGUGGGUGUGGUGGGUGCCAACGGCGCUGGCAAGUCCACUCUUUUCAAGCUACUCGUCGGGGACGGCAGUCCCCCAUCGUCAGGUAAGCGCCUGGGUCCCUGA